This is a messenger RNA of Myripristis murdjan (pinecone soldierfish), 2544 nucleotides long. RefSeq names its product 5'-nucleotidase domain containing 3 (gene nt5dc3). The transcript is spliced from 14 exons. Gene Ontology annotation, molecular function: 5'-nucleotidase activity. The record is from RefSeq and is a predicted model, not a curated record. NCBI's taxonomy places the organism in Eukaryota, Metazoa, Chordata, Actinopteri, Holocentriformes, Holocentridae. The coding region runs from base 91 to 1839 and encodes 582 amino acids.
UUUGGGUAUUUACAGGAGAUCUCCACAGCCGCAUGCAGUCGUCCAGGAGCCCACGACCUACACAAGGGUGUCAAACCAAAGAAGAAAGCCAUGAUGGCGCCCUUGUCACUGUCCUUUUCGACUCUUUUAAAGCAUAAAGACAGUCUGCACAAGCUGACUAGUUUCUGCAAUGCCUUACAGACGCAGGAUUUCGGCAGCCGAUUGUUGAGGGCUCGUGUAUGGAAACGGAAUUUCGCCGCCUUGUCCCAUGGAGUCGGGCAACUACUGGCACAACAACCCAGUGCCAAAAAUUACGCAGCAUCAGCGUGGAUCGGCUCUUCAAGUGGCCAAGAUAUAACCAAGUGGCUAUGGUCUGUUUACAGUGACACCAAAAAGCAGACUGAAGACUUGAUCCCAGUCAUUUGUACAAACUCCGUCAACCCUGACACCAUCUUUGCCAACAAUGAGAUGAACCUCGGGGAUAUAGAGAUCUACGGUUUUGACUAUGACUACACCCUGGCAUUCUACUCCAGCCAGCUGCACACCCUUAUCUUCAACAUAGCACGGGAUAUUCUCAUCACAGAGCACAGGUAUCCAGAGGGCCUGCGAGAGUACGAGUACAUCCCUAAUUUCGCUGUGAGAGGACUUCACUAUGAUGUUCAGAAGGCACUUCUGAUGAAAAUAGAUGCUUUUCACUACAUCCAGUUGGGCACUGUAUACAGGGGUCUUCAUCCAGUUCCUGACGAGGAAGUAAUUGCAAUGUAUGAGGGUUCCCAUGUCCCUCUGGAGAUCAUGAGUGACUUCUAUGGCAAGAGUUCCCAUGGCCACACCAUGAAACAGUACAUGGACAUCUUCUCCCUACCUGAGAUGACACUCCUAUCCUGUGUUAAUGAUUUUUUCAUGAGGCACAACAUUGAUUAUGAGCCUGUCCAUCUCUACAAAGAUGUCAAGGAAGCCAUAGGAGAUGUUCAUGUCAAGGGCAUUAUGUACCGCGCCGUGGAAGCAGAUAUUGAGAAAUAUAUUUGCUAUGGUGAGCAAAGCCACGCUGUGCUGAAGAAGCUGUCUGAGAAUGGAAAAAAGAUGUUCCUCAUUACCAAUAGUCCAUUUGACUUUGUGGACCGAGGAAUGAAUUACAUUGUAGGGAAGGACUGGAGGGACCUGUUUGAUGUUGUUAUUGUGCAGGCCGACAAACCUGGUUUCUUCAAUGACAGGAGAAAACCUUUCAGACGAGUGACAGACAAAGGUGUGCUGCUGUGGGACAGGAUUCACAGGCUGGAAAAGGGGCAGAUCUACAAACAGGGAAACCUCUAUGAGUUCCUGAGACUCACUGGGUGGAGGGGGUCCAAAGUGCUCUACUUUGGAGAUCACAUCUACAGUGACCUGGCUGAUCUGACUCUGAAGCACGGCUGGAGGACAGGAGCCAUCAUUCCUGAGCUGAGGAAGGAGAUCAAGAUCAUGAACACAGAGCAAUACGUCCACUUGAUGACCUGGUUACAGGCGCUGACUGGCCUCAUCGAGCACAUGCAGGUAUACAGGGAUCCAGCAUCUCAAGCUGUUGUCCAGGAGUGGAUCAAAGAAAGAGAAACCAUGAGGUCGCAGACCAAAGACAUCUUCAAUGCUCAGUUUGGGAGUCUCUUUCGAACAUACCACAACCCUACUUACUUCUCACGCCGACUCUCCCGCUUUGCUGACAUCUACAUGGCCUCCAUUAGCUGCCUGCUCAACUAUGACUUCCAGCACACCUUUUUCCCCCGCCGUACUCCUCUGCAGCAUGAGUCCACCUUCUGGCCUGAGCAGAGCCCUGUGGCCACCAUGAACAUCUCCUCCGAGCCCCACAGAACCAAAGCAGACUCAGAUUAGAGAGAGGGAGCAACAACUUGAAGAUAAAAGGAAGAGUUGAAAAACCUCAGAUUUUUGGAUUUUCACUUGACAUGCUGUAGACGCGAGGUAUGAAUACUGGCAUUUCAGAAGAGGCGUGCUGCUUUUUUUUUUCAUUUGUGCUUAACGAAUGUUUUGCAUUCGUUAUUCAUUCAUGUAGACUUGAAUAUGGAAAUGCAGGUGUACUGCAUCUCAUUGUUCAUAAUUUGCUCAUGAAGCUUUCAGUUCAUUAUCUGCCAUAGUUCUUUUCAACAAAAAAAACCUGGAAUGUUUUCAGUCUGUUAUAGGAACAAGUGCGCCUUAAGCUAAAAUGACCAUGUUGAAUUUUUCCUUCAAAUCAUGGCCACCAGUAUGUACUUGAGACUUUUAUGUACGCAGAUAGGACAUGGAACUUUGACGGCACUGAUGGUUCUGUCUGUGUCUUUUAGAGUGUUUGGUAGAGAAAGCAAAACGGUGUAUUUGUACAAAGAUGAUAGCAUUUAUUUAAAAACUAGUGGGCAUGCACACAUUGAGUAUGAGUGAUUAAUUUUUUGGAUGUACCAUUUUUUUUUUUUAGAUGACUUUUGCCUUUUUCAUGUAUUUGUAAAGCUGUAAGUGACUACUGUUGAGGUGGGAAGGAGGAGCUCGGGCCUUCAUCACCACUUUGCGUGUUUAGCUUGCAAUUAAAUGAAAAAUUUCCAUUAUAAA